UAUUCUGUAGUUUCCGUUUUGGCCUAGUUUCCGGAACGGAGCUGUUGCCGCUAGAUCUGCGAGAUGACUACUAUGUUCGCUGAUACUAUCCUUAUUGUUUUCAUUUCGGUCUGCACCGCUUUAUUAGCGGAGGGCAUAACAUGGGUUCUGGUGUAUAGAACAGAUAAGUAUAAAAGACUGAAAGCAGAAGUGGAGAAACAGAGUAAAAAGUUGGAAAAAAAGAAGGAAACAAUAACAGAAUCAGCAGGCCGACAGCAGAAAAAGAAAAUAGAGAGGCAAGAAGAGAAACUGAAGAACAACAAUAGAGAUCUGUCAAUGGUUCGCAUGAAGUCCAUGUUUGCCAUUGGUUUUUGUUUCACUGCUCUGAUGGGAAUGUUUAAUUCCAUAUUUGAUGGAAGAGUGGUUGCAAAGCUCCCAUUCAUACCACUUUCUUACAUUCAGGGGUUGUCUCAUCGUAAUCUUCUGGGUGAAGAUUGCACAGAUUGUUCCUUCAUCUUUCUCUAUAUUCUCUGCACCAUGUCUAUUCGGCAGAAUAUUCAGAAGCUGUUGGGUCUGGCUCCUUCCCGAGCUGCCACCAAGCAGGCUGGAGGAUUCCUUGGCCCCCCACCUCAAGCUGGGAAGUUCUCCUGAAAUAAGAAAAAUAAUUUUAUCUCUCUUGCCAACGAAAAUAUUUUAGAAAUAUUCAGAUUUUAUAGAAAAGUUUCUAAAAAUAUUUGGAUACCCAAGAUAUCCAGUAACAUAUGUGUUUUGUGAAUUGAACCAAGUUGAACAAAUAUCUUAGAUUGACUCUCAGUUUCCAGGAUGGAGAGAAGGUACUUUCAUAAAGAUCUUAAAGUCUGGAAAAACUUAUAAGAAUACAUAUUGAAAUUAAAGAUGGUGCAGGGAUUCAUAUAAAGUUGGGUCUUUUUUAAAGACAUGAUUCCACAUGUAUUGAUAAACAAAGAAGAAUUUCCAUUAUCCUUCACUAUUUAAUUUGUCUUCCCUCUUGCUGCAAUUUUUCAAAUGUUAAUUUAGUCCAACAUUAACUGGAUUUCUCUAGGAAUUUAUAAAAAAGAUUAUACAUUGUCAUUCAGUAUUUGAUAUUAAUGGAUAAUGGAGACUCCAUUAAAUUAUGACAGAAAAUUUGCCAUGAGACACUUAAUCUACAUUAAUUAUUUUUAUUUAUAGAAAUAAUUAAAAAUUUUCAUCACAGCA
Messenger RNA from Thamnophis elegans (Western terrestrial garter snake), 1194 nucleotides. It is a transcript of the gene TMCO1, whose product is annotated as transmembrane and coiled-coil domains 1. Gene Ontology annotation, molecular function: calcium channel activity. The coding region runs from base 64 to 630 and encodes 188 amino acids. The transcript has 7 exons. Gene Ontology annotation, cellular component: endoplasmic reticulum membrane; cytoplasm; endoplasmic reticulum. The record is from RefSeq and is a predicted model, not a curated record. Lineage: Eukaryota; Metazoa; Chordata; Lepidosauria; Squamata; Natricidae. Gene Ontology annotation, biological process: endoplasmic reticulum calcium ion homeostasis.